Molecule: messenger RNA, 5471 nt
Organism: Molossus molossus (Pallas's mastiff bat)
Lineage: Eukaryota; Metazoa; Chordata; Mammalia; Chiroptera; Molossidae
Gene: NCOA7
Product: nuclear receptor coactivator 7
Exons: 20
Coding region: 584-3520 (978 amino acids)
Biological process (GO): response to oxidative stress; regulation of transcription by RNA polymerase II
Cellular component (GO): nucleus
Source: RefSeq, a predicted model, not a curated record
GGCAAGUGAAUUUCUUUUUUAUUUUCUCAGCUGUAAAAUGAAGAUAAUAGUAUCUGUGUCCCACAGUGCAUUGAGACUGAGAUAAGUAAAUAUCUGUAAACAACUUGGAACCCUGUGUGUCAGAGAAUAAGCAACUAUUUUUUUUUAUUUAUAUAGGUUUUAUCUCCCUUGCUAAUAAUUGAAGUUUCCUUGGAGAAUUGAGUUCAGGAUUUAUAUCCUAAAGGAAAAUUGGCCAGAAAGCUGGUGUUCACCCUCUUGUUCCAUUUAAUGGUACACCUCUUGAAGAGCCUAAAUUCUCCACCAGUCUGGACUGGUUAUACCUGAAUGUACAAGGAGCUACUGUGUGUUAGAUGUGAAGCCAGAGGCCACCCUGGACUGUGUGGGUUUACACUGGUUGGGUAUAGUUAGGAAAUCUCCAAUAGGUCUGUGCUUAAAUUCUUUCUACGUGGCACCGUGACUCAAACAGGGAGCUUUACUGGUAGUCCAGACAUACUUUGUCUUCCACACAGCUCUUAUGAGGGUUAUGACUCAUUGAUUAAAAAGAAGAACUUUCCCAAAUACUUUGCACUUUUGACUUCAUACUAUGGAUACCAAGGAAGAGAAGAAGGAACGGAAACAAAGUUAUUUCGCUCGAUUGAAAAAGAAAAAACAAGCCAAACAAAAUGCAGAGACAGCCUCAGCUAUAACUACAAAGACUCAUACUGGAAAAGAAGAUGUUAAUACUGUCAUUUUAGAGCAAGAUAAGUGCAACAUUGCUGUGGAAGGGGAAUAUAUUACUGAUGAGAAGAAAAAGAGAAAAAAUAAUCAGUUAAAGGAGAUCAGACGUACAGAACUAAAGAGAUAUUAUAGUAUUGAUGACAAUCAAAACAAAACACAUGAUAAAAAAGAGAAGAAGAUGGUGGUUCAGAAGCCCCAUGGUACUGUGGAAUACACCGCGGGAAGCCGGGACACCCUGAACUCCAUAGCACUGAAGUUUAACAUCACUCCCAACAAAUUAGUGGAACUGAAUAAACUUUUCACACAUACUAUUGUUCCAGGCCAGGUUCUUUUUGUGCCAGAUGCCAACUUUCCCUCGAGUACCUUAAGGUUAUCAUCAUCUAGUCUUGGUGCUACAGUGUCUCCUUCAUCAUCAGAUGCAGAAUAUGAUAAACUGCCUGAUGCUGACUUAGCAAGAAAGGCCAUAAAACCCAUUGAAAGAGUCUUAUCAUCUACUUCUGAAGAAGACGAGCCAGGCGUGGUAAAAUUUUUAAAAAUGAAUUGUCGAUACUUCACCGAUGGAAAGGGUGUGGUCGGAGGUGUCAUGAUUGUCACUCCUAACAACAUCAUGUUUGACCCUCAUAAGUCCGACCCUCUGGUCAUUGAAAAUGGGUGUGAGGAGUACGGCCUCAUUUGCCCCAUGGAAGAGGUGGUUUCCAUUGCCCUGUACAAUGACAUUUCCCACAUGAAGAUCAAGGAUGCCUUGCCAUCUGACCUACCUCAGGAUCUUUGUCCUCUGUACAGGCCUGGAGAGUGGGAAGACCUGGCUUCAGAGAAGGAUAUCAACCCAUUUAGUAAGUUCAAAUCUCUCAACAAGGAAAAACGGCAGCAGAAUGGAGAGAGAACCAUCACUUCGGAUUCCAGAUCAACAAGACCUUCGGAGAAAUCCACAGAAGACACAUCUACAAAGCCUUCAGACAGCUCUGUGUCAGGGAAGUUCAAGAACCUGGAAUCCUCUGUGGAGGCCUCCAGUGGGCCGACCACAGUCACUAAAGUCAGCAAGGAACCUCCUGACACGCAUACUGAACUGAAAUCUAUAGCCAAAGAAAAUUCCCUCUUAGGAGAAGAAGAUGACUUCGUUGACUUGGAAGAACUUUCUUCUCAAAAUGAUGGUGGAAUGGACAGGAGAGUAACCUCAAAGGAGUGCCUUUCUCGUGACCCAGAGGAGCAAAGGAAGGCUAAGUCACAGAUAAUCAGUUCUGCUCCGGAAGUGCAGGUGCAGUCAGCCCUGAGCUUUUCAAGAACAGAGAGCGAUGCUGAACUGAAGGGGGCCCUGGAUUUGGAAACCUGCGAGAAGCAAGAUAAAAUGCCAGAGGUGAAUAAGCAGCCGGGCUCUCCAGAAAGCCAGGUGGAAAACACACUGAACAUACAUGAAGAUCUCGAUAAAGUUAAACUCAUUGAAUACUACCUUACUAAGAACAAAGAAGGGUCCCAGUCAUCUGAUAACUUGCAGGAGGCAGAACUAAGUGAUGACAAAAACAUUGAGCCAGUGGGAAUAGACAUCACCCUCAGCAGUUCUCUUGCCCAGGCCAGUGAGCCACCAACCGAGGACAAUGAAGAGCCAGAUAAAAACUGGGUGAAAAAAAGAGCCCCCCAUCCACUGCAACUAGACUCUUCUACAGAAGAAAAUAUGAGUAAAGAGUCUCUAGACAACUCUUUGGAAUCUGCUCUGGACAACAGCUCUGAAGGUGCACAAAUGGAUAAUAAAUCUGAAAUCCAGUUAUGGCUGUUAAAGAGAAUUCAGGUGCCCAUUGAAGAUAUGCUUCCUUCAAAAGAAGAGAAAAGCAAGACUCCACCCAUGUUUCUGUGCAUUAAAGUGGGAAAGCCAAUGAGAAAAUCUUUUGCCACUCACGCGGCAGCCAUGGUCCAGCAGUACGGCAGACGGAGGAAACAGCCCGAGUACUGGUUUGCCGUUCCUCGGGAGAGGGUGGAUCACUUGUACACAUUCUUUGUUCAGUGGUCUCCUGACAUCUAUGGGAAGGAUGCCAAAGAGCAAGGCUUUGUGGUGGUGGAAAAGGAAGAACUGAAUAUGAUCGACAACUUCUUCAGUGAGCCAACCACCAAGAGCUGGGAGGAAGCAAGCAGGCAGUUCUCACCGGGUACGAUGAGGGUCCGAAGAUUGCCCGUGGACAUUCAGAUUUUCUAUUGUGCCAGACCUAACCAAGAACCUUUUGUGGAGAUCAUCACUGUUGAGGAGGCAAAGCGAAGGAAGAGCACAUGCAGCUACUAUGAGGACGAUGAUGAGACAGCCCUGCCUACUCUGCAGCCCCACAGUGCGCUCCUGGAGAACAUGCACAUCGAGCAGCUGGCCCGACGCCUUCCAGCCAGGGUACAAGGGUAUCCAUGGAGACUCGCAUAUAGCACAUUGGAGCACGGGACCAGCUUGAAAACUCUCUAUCGGAAAUCAGCGUCUCUAGACAGUCCUGUCCUGUUGGUUAUCAAAGAUAUGGAUAAUCAGAUUUUUGGAGCAUAUGCUACUCAUCCUUUUAAGUUCAGUGACCACUAUUACGGCACAGGCGAAACUUUUCUCUACACGUUUAGCCCCAAUUUCAAGGUCUUUAAGUGGAGUGGAGAAAACUCAUACUUUAUCAAUGGAGACAUAAGUUCUUUAGAACUUGGUGGUGGAGGGGGACGAUUUGGAUUGUGGCUAGAUGCUGAUUUGUACCAUGGCCGAAGCAAUUCAUGCAGCACUUUCAAUAAUGAUAUUCUUUCCAAAAAGGAAGACUUCAUAGUUCAGGACCUUGAGGUGUGGACAUUUGAGUGAAAUUCAGGCUGCCUUAAAAUACAACAUUAAAAAGACUGGGUUUGAUCAGCCCUCCCGAAGCUGGCUGGAAGACAAGGCGCCGGGCCAGACGGCUUCAUCCCGCCCUCAUGCUUUCUUUCUGUCGUCAUCCCGGGGCAUGAGCGCGUUGCAGAGGUCCCGAAAGGCGCAUGUGGAGGGCAGACAGACGGCAGAGAUUGGAAGUCCAGGUUGCUUAAGACUUUGUACGCCCACUUUCUUCAGAUCCAUUCAGUGAGGAAUCAGAGUAUUUAUAGAUGUAUGAGUUGAAUGCAGUUUUUAUUUUUGGUAACUGUGAAAACAAAAAUGAUACUGUGGAAAUAUAUACAUGCCUUGUGUAUUUAUCAACAUAAUUUUCAUUACCAAAAUGUACAGCAUACUAUUGUUUGCCAUGGGAAAGGUUAGGCUCAUUUAGAAAAAUUGAAAGUGCACAGCACUUAAAGGGAAUAUGUACAUGAUUUUUUUUAAAAAAACUUAUUUAUUAUUUCUAGUAUAUUGUCUGAAAUGUGUUGCCAGUUUUUUCUUUUAAUGUGUCAAAUCUUGAAAUAAAGAAAUGUGCUAUGUUUUGGCGACAAUUCCAUUUGAUUUAUAUAGUUUUAUAUUGAGCUUUUUUUGCCCUGAUUGUUUAGGGUAAUAGAUCUUAAACAGCAUAUAUAUAUAUAUGCUGAAUUGUGAAUUUUGAAAAACUCAUCACCAAUGUUCAUUGAUUUGACUAUUGUAGGCCAGCUUUCCAUUUAGUCAUUAAAAAGGUACAUUUUUAGUUACUUACUCUGAACAUAGUGUAUAAAGAAAAAUAAGCCAUUUCUCAUAGUUAUAAUUUGAUAUUUACAGAAGUGGAUACCUUUAUGAACUUAGACUAGAACAAACCCUGCUUUUGAAUAGAAAAUGUUUUGCUUCUUAUAAAAUCAUUUGUGUUAGUAACAAAAACUUUAUUUUCAUAGCGUUUUUGCAUAAUUUCCCCCAAGUUUUUACACUAACAAAUAGGCCUCUGUUUUUAAAGGAACUGAAUGUUUCAAUUUCUGCAUAUUUUAUAUCAAAUGAAAAAGAUCAAAUUAGCCCAUUUGUCUUGGUUCCUAGACUCUUUUGAGAAAAAAAAAAAAAAUGCAAAGAACUGCAUUCCUACCAAAAUUGGAAUAAAAAGGUAAAACCUAUUUUUUAACAUCAACCCAUUUUUACAUCAUAAAACAUUGUUUUAUUAAAUAUAAUAAUAAAACCUUAUUGAAAUGUAACCAAUAUUAUUGAUUGCUAGACUUUUCUGAAAGCCAAAGACUGCUAAUGUAAAACAUUUUCAAGUAAUAGCCAAAGCUGAGAAGUGGCCUGUCAUAAAUUACAUCCCCAGUGUGAUCUCGGAAUGAAAAUAUUAAUAACGAAAGUAGUAUUUAUAUAACUGCAUUUAGAGAAAUAAAGUUCUUAGAAUGUAAGCCUUAAGUUGGCAGAAUAUUUCCUUUAGAUCAUCUCUUAUUUUAGACUAUUUAUAAAAGAGAACAAAUUGCCAAGUGGCCUUUUGUCAGAUCAACAGUUAUUUAACUCCACUUACAUUCCAUGCAAGUUUAAAAGAAUGCUGUAAAAUCUUAAGUCUGUAGCCUGGGUGUGCUUUCCCCUGAGUUCUUCUAUUGAGAAGUCUUGAUGAAGAACAUAUUUCAGUUUAACCUUAAUCUGCUCAUUAAAUGAUGUGUUGGUGUGAGAUAUCUGGAAUGUCUCAUGAUGAUCAUGUUUACCAUUUAUGCCAUUUGCAACCAUAUGCUGUUAACAAAACAGUCAUUUUGCAUCUAGUUCACUCUUACCUAGUUUAGUCCAUGAUAUUGUAUGUACCUGUGAGAGCAUAUCCAGAUGCUGUGUUCUCUAUUAAAAACAGUAUUGUCUGAUCAGAAAUGUGUGGCCCUUCAUUUAUGGAUAUUGAAUAUAUGUGAUGCAGUGCUAGCCCAAUAUUUUCAAU